AUGCUUUAUUGGGAAUGGAGGCGUAUUUUGAGGCAGAAGAUUCGGAACUUAUCUCCUCGCCCUAAGCUCACAUAUCAGCAGUAUGCAAAUCGACGUCUUAUCAUCGCUUUCGUUUUGUUUUUCGUGGGCUGGAAAGCGUUUGGUAUUACUCUGAGUGAUAUGAUGUUAUGGACAGUUGACGAAGAGACUGGCAAGGGACGACUGCUGUCUCCUGCAGAAGCGCGGGAGCGACGGUAUUCUUUAUUUACUUGCUUACUUUUAUUUCACGGUCAAAAGGUAAUAUAA
Molecule: messenger RNA, 285 nt
Organism: Haemonchus placei
Lineage: Eukaryota; Metazoa; Nematoda; Chromadorea; Rhabditida; Trichostrongylidae
Source: the annotation of a GenBank genome assembly